AUGAAGUCAGAUCAUAUGCUAUCCGACAAUACAAAUCGGCAUGCAAGACUUGCAAAGAAAAUACGGGAACAAUUUCAUGAUGAAAUUCAGAAUCAAGUAGGAUCUGGUACAUUCAAUUAUGAUACUCUUAAGAGAUUUUCAAUCGACCAAAUGGCAAAAUCUGAAGUAAACGAUGCUGAUCGCGAGAAACAAGUGCCAAAUGAUGAUCAAUGGUAG
Molecule: messenger RNA, 216 nt
Organism: Racocetra persica
Lineage: Eukaryota; Fungi; Glomeromycota; Glomeromycetes; Diversisporales; Gigasporaceae
Source: the annotation of a GenBank genome assembly